CCUAGUCCUAAGCAAUUUUUGCGGACCUUUCCCACAGUAACGCCGGGUUGAUGCUGCUACCAUUGCUAGAAAAUCUAGCUAGCUGAUUGGAGAGGUUGUUUCGGUGGAAAGAAGUUUGGCAAGUGGGAAAAGUAGCCUGCUUGCUAACUGGCUAUUUAGCUAUCAACACCUCUCAAACACAAGCACAAGCAAACAUUACGAUGGCGUCUCUUGGUAGCUCGGGCUCCGCUUCAAGCCCUAUGGUCAUUUUGGCUCCUAAAACCAAGACCAAGAAGAAACAUUUUGUACAACAGAAGGUGGAGGUAUUUCGAGCCAGCGAUCCGGUGCUUAGUGUACUUAUGUGGGGAGUCAAUCACUCGAUCAAUGACCUCAGCCAGGUGCCAGUUCCUGUAAUGUUGCUCCCUGAUGACUUCAAAGCAAAUAUUAAGAUUAAAGUCACUAACCACCUCUUCAACAAAGAGAAUCUUCCGGGACAUUUCAAGUUUAAGGAGUACUGCCCGCAGGUCUUCCGCAACCUCCGAGAACGCUUUGGGAUCGAAGAUUUGGAUUAUCAGGUCUCUCUGGCACGCAGCCCCCCUGUUAGGGGUGGGGAGGGCCAGGAUGAGGGGCUGCUCAUGACCUCUUAUGACCGCACGCUGGUGGUCAAGCAGAUCUCCAGUGAGGAAGUGGAGGACAUGCACAACCUCCUGUCUGAGUAUCACCAGCACAUUGUGACGUGCCACGGCAGCACUCUGCUCCCUCAGUUCCUGGGCAUGUACCGCGUCAGCGUUGACAGCGAGGACACCUACAUCAUCGUCAUGAGGAACAUGUUCAGCCACCGGCUUGUUGUGCACACAAAGUAUGACCUGAAGGGCUCCCUGGUUUCUCGGGAAGCGAGCGAUAAAGAGAAGGUGAAGGAGCUGCCCACCUAUAAGGACGUGGACUUCCGGAACAACUUGCAGAAGGUGUACGUCAGCGAGGAGGAGAAGGACCGCGUCAUGGAGAAGCUCAACAGGGACGUGGAGUUCCUGGUGAAGCUGAGGAUCAUGGGCUACAGCCUGCUGCUGGGGAUCCACGACGUGGCCCGGGCCGAGCGCGAGGAGGAGGAGCUGGAGGAGUCUUCGUACGAGGAGGAGGCGGAGCCCGAGAACGGCCAGGUGCCCGCGCCCACCGUGGGCUCGUACGGGACGUCCCCCGACGGCAUUGCCGGGUACCUGAGCUCGUACAGGCCCCUGGGCCCCGGGGAGUUUGAGCCCUACGUGGACAUGUACGCUGUGAAAAGUGCACCAGGUGCCCCCCAGAGGGAGGUGUACUUCAUCGGCCUGAUCGACGUGCUGACGCAGUACGACACCAAGAAGAAGGCGGCGCACGCGGCCAAGACGGUCAAACACGGGGCCGGAGCGGAGAUCUCCACGGUCCACCCGGAGCAGUACGCCAAGCGGUUCCGCGAAUUCAUCGCCACCAUCUUUGCGUAGCAGCCGCAUGGACCGUCCCUCCCACCGACACACCCGUCUCUUUCUGCUCCUCCGCACUCUAUCUCAGAAAGUACACAAAUUAAACAAAUACCGCCAUUAAACGCCGACCAAAUGGAGCUGGCUAGGGUCAACGCAUAGAAGCGAUUUUCUAUUUAUGUUAUCUUACGGAUAUGUAUUUAUUGAUGAUGUCAUGAAACAAUCAUAUACUGACACAGAUCCCUUUUGCUUUGCCUCAAGAGGGCAUAUAGUCCAGCAAGAUCAAUGUCUUGUGGAAAAAUGUUGUAUUUGAUUUGUUCAGUGAAUCCAACUUGAUGAAAAGCCCAGUUGAGCAAUCUGAGAAGUCAGCUGAUCUCAUGGGCGACUAGGAACAGUCUUUGUGACAUCAUCAAGUGGACUGGACAGAGUAGUCUGUAGUGGCAUAGUCGACUAGAUAUUUCUUUCUCUGUCCAUUGCAGUUCUGGUGAAAACAAACCAGUGUGAUCAGUAAUUAAAAGUCAUUGCUGGAGAAUUUAGUUUUCUCCAAACUUUCUCAAGAAAAUUCAAGAACGAACCACAAACCGUGUAAGACCACCAUGUUCAAAUGGUCAUAUUUCAAGUGUAGAUGAUUAACAAGUAGAAAUAAAUUAUGAAGGAUUCUGUCAACUAAUGUAGACAUGAAGGACACAUUAGACCAUAUGCCUUACGAUUGUUGUGCAAUAUUCAAGGAUCGGACCAAAUAUAUUUUACACAAAUUUUCUGAA
Molecule: messenger RNA, 2194 nt
Organism: Anguilla rostrata (American eel)
Lineage: Eukaryota; Metazoa; Chordata; Actinopteri; Anguilliformes; Anguillidae
Product: phosphatidylinositol 5-phosphate 4-kinase type-2 gamma-like
Exons: 10
Coding region: 201-1454 (417 amino acids)
Biological process (GO): phosphatidylinositol phosphate biosynthetic process
Cellular component (GO): plasma membrane
Molecular function (GO): 1-phosphatidylinositol-5-phosphate 4-kinase activity; 1-phosphatidylinositol-4-phosphate 5-kinase activity
Source: RefSeq, a predicted model, not a curated record